GCUCCCCCUUCUCCCCGCUCCCCCGGCUGCCACCGCCGGGCCGGCGGCCGCGCCCCCUGCCCCUGCCCGGGGGGAGGGCGGAGGGAGGGCCGAGGCACGGUGCGGAGCGCCCGCCUCGCCCCCCUCGCACACACCUCCCCUCGCAACACCCUCACGCGCGCACACACACGCGCGCUCGCAGCCUCACGGCCCCUCGCACCGCGCCCCCCCCCCCCACCCCCCCCCGCCCAGGCCGGGCGGUGGCAGCCGGGGCCGCUCGCAGGGUGCCCGCCCAUGGCUGCUGACCGGAGCCUGAUCGAGGGCGCCGAGCCCUUCCCGCGCCGGGAGGAGGCUCCGGAGUGGGGCUACGAGGAAGGAGUGGAGUGGGGGCUGCUUUUCCCUGAUGCUAACGGGGAGUACCAGUCGCCGAUUAACUUGAACUCGAGAGAAGCCAGAUAUGACCCCUCGCUCCUGGAAGUGCGUUUGUCGCCAAACUACGUCGUGUGUCGUGACUGUGAAGUGAUCAACGACGGGCAUUCCAUCCAGAUUGCCCUGAAGUCGAAAUCAGUGCUAUUAGGGGGACCAUUACCUCGAGGACAUGAGUUUGAACUGCACGAUGUUCGAUUUCACUGGGGAAGAGAAAACCAGCGUGGUUCUGAACACACGGUUAAUUUUAAGGCCUUUCCCAUGGAGCUUCAUCUAAUGCACUGGAACUCCACACUGUACAGCAGCAUUGAUGAGGCAGUAGGGAAGAAGCACGGCAUAGCUAUUAUUGCUUUGUUUGUGCAGAUAGGAAAAGAGCAUGUAGGCCUAAAGGCCGUAACUGAAAUUCUCCAGGACAUCCAGUACAAGGGAAAGUCCAAAACAAUACCCUGUUUUAAUCCCAACUCUUUAUUGCCAGAUCCUCUUCUGCGUGACUACUGGGUGUAUGAGGGCUCUCUAACCGUUCCACCCUGCAGUGAAGGUGUCACCUGGAUAUUAUUUCGCUAUCCUUUGACUGUGUCCCAAGUGCAGAUAGAGGAAUUUCGUAGACUGAGGACGCAUGUUAAAGGUGCUGAACUUUUAGAGGGCUGUGAUGGAAUCCUAGGAGAUAACUUCAGACCAACUCAGCCACUUAGCGAUAGAGUCAUCAGGGCUGCAUUUCAGUAGCAGAAGAGGAAGAACAACAAAAAUAAAUCUUUAUUCAGAGAGGGGGAAGACAAUGCUCCCACAGUGCCUCAGAUGAGAAAUGGAAACUUUUGAGGCUGCUGCUUCAGUUGAACCACAAAGCCUGUAUUGUUUGUCUUCAUCUAAUUCAGCCUUGAUAGACAGCUGUGCCAGUUGGUCUGUCCGCACGGUCCAGUGAAGUUCUGGGAAUGGGGCUGUACAUUAAAAGAAGAAAACACAUUAAACCUUCCAAUUCACACUGUUAACUAUUUUUAAAUGGCAAUUAUCUUUGCUUAUAUAGUUUCUUUGCCAUAGCAUUCAGUAGUGGUCUAUGAUCCAAAUAGCACUAAUUUUAAGCUUGGUAUGAAUGUUAAUAUGUAGAAAUACUGUUUUAAACACUAGAUUUAAUUUUACUCUGUAUCAUCUCUUGCGCUGUCAGUAACCAUCUUUUCUGUAGAGGGGACGUGCAUUCUAUAAAGAUAAUAAAAAUGUUGUUUGCUCGCA
Messenger RNA from Tyto alba (common barn owl), 1629 nucleotides. RefSeq names its product carbonic anhydrase 8 (gene CA8). Gene Ontology annotation, molecular function: carbonate dehydratase activity; zinc ion binding. Bases 274 to 1128 code for a protein of 284 amino acids. The transcript has 9 exons. The record is from RefSeq and is a predicted model, not a curated record. Lineage: Eukaryota; Metazoa; Chordata; Aves; Strigiformes; Tytonidae.